AUGGCCACCAAGACGACGCUUCCGUGGGUCGAGAAGUACCGCCCGAAGAACGUCAGCGAUAUCUCGCACCAGGACGAGGUCGUCAACACGCUCAAGUCGUCGAUCGCGAACGGCCAGCUGCCCCACCUGCUCUUCUACGGCCCGCCGGGCACGGGCAAGACGUCGACGAUCAUUGCCGUCGCGCGCGAGCUCUUUGGUCCCAAGUUCCGCGAGAAUGGCCGGUUCCUCGAGCUCAACGCGUCCGACGACCGCGGUAUCAGCGUCGUGCGCGAAAAGGUCAAGGCGUUCGCCCAAGGCGCGAUCAGCGGGUCGUCGUCCAUGCCGCCGUUCAAGAUCAUUGUACUCGACGAAGCCGACUCGAUGACCAACGACGCGCAGUCGGCGCUGCGCCGCAUGAUGGAAAACUACUCCAAGGUCACGCGCUUCUGCCUCAUCUGCAACUACGUGAGCCGGAUCAUCGAGCCUGUCGCGUCGCGCUGCGCUAAGUUUCGCUACCAGCCGCUGGAAGUGACGUCCAUGACGGCGCGCAUCCAGUACAUUUGCGGGCAAGAGGACGUGGCGUGCGCGCAGGACGCCGUCGACACGCUCCUCGAGGUCUCGAACGGCGAUUUGCGCAAGGCUAUCAACUACCUCCAGAGUGCCAAGCAGCUCAACGGCGCCGAGAUCACGAAGGACGAUAUCUUGGCCAUUGCUGGCGUGGCCCCGAAGGAGCUCUUUGACAAGCUCUGGCGCCACAUCGAGUCCAACUCGUUUGAUCUGAUGAAGAACGAAGUCGACGACAUUAUUUACAGCGGGUUCCCCGUGCUCACGAUCCUGCACCAGCUCGUGGACGAGAUCUUGGCCCACAAGAGCAUGUCCCCGGGCAAGAAGGCGCAAGUCUGCCUUCACAUCGCCGAAGCCGACAAGAAGCUCGGCGACGGCGCGAGCGAGCACCUCCAGCUCCUCGACGUCGCGUCGUUCCUGAUGCAAACGUACCACGAGAAAUAA
This is a messenger RNA of Saprolegnia diclina VS20, 987 nucleotides long. RefSeq names its product replication factor C subunit 2/4. Bases 1 to 987 code for a protein of 328 amino acids. Gene Ontology annotation, molecular function: DNA clamp loader activity; ATP hydrolysis activity; DNA binding. Gene Ontology annotation, cellular component: nucleus; DNA replication factor C complex. The record is from RefSeq and is a predicted model, not a curated record. The transcript has 4 exons. NCBI's taxonomy places the organism in Eukaryota, Oomycota, Saprolegniomycetes, Saprolegniales, Saprolegniaceae. Gene Ontology annotation, biological process: DNA-templated DNA replication; DNA repair.